Carica papaya (papaya) is the source of this 2014-nucleotide messenger RNA. Lineage: Eukaryota; Viridiplantae; Streptophyta; Magnoliopsida; Brassicales; Caricaceae. The record is from RefSeq and is a predicted model, not a curated record.
GAAGAAGAGAAGAGGUUUUGGAGAAGCUUGGGACGCAGAUCAAGGAGAUGAAAGAUGGUGAAAAGACUGCGAUAGGUGAUGAUGAUGUUCAGUCAUGAUGAGAAGGUUACUUUAUAAUCCAAAUAUAUGUAUGUAUGUACGUAUGUAUGUAUAUAUAUAUAUAUCUUUUUUUUCAUGAUGGUAUUAUAUAUCACCACCUUCACAAACGUAUAAGACACACGAAAUGCUUAGCUUGUCUACCCACAAUUGCCGUCGGUCAUUUCCUCUACAUUACAUGCUUUAUUUAUUUAUUUUAAUUAAUAAGUGUUAUAACAUAAAUACUAAUUAUAAGAAAUAACUUCUAAAUAAAAAUACAUAAAAUUAUAAAUAGACUCUAAUUUACAAUAUUUUAUAAAAUAAUAAUGUACUAUUCAUUUAAUUAAGCAAUCUUAGUAGCCCAUCUAAUUAGACUUUAAUUCCCAACUGCCUCCACUAGCUUUUUUUUUUCCCCUAAAAAAAUGCUCUCUUAAAGUCAAAACCUAAUUAAUGGCCAGAUUAUGCAUGCUGAUUGCCACCCAGAAAAAAUGUACGUUCAGAUGCCAAACGAUUAACCUAAAAUCACAGAGAUCAUGCCUUCUUUUCUCCAAAAUACUGAAUCAAUUAAAAAAGUCAACAAGCAAAUUAAUAUGAUAGGCACUUGAAAUAUACAUAUCAUUGUCAAACCCAAAAAAAAAAAUGUAUAUAUAUAUAUAUAAUAAACUAAAUAGUUAAAUUCUAUAGCAAGACUAGUGCAUCCUCUGUAUGCUAAUACCGUAUGUAGUUACUAAAUUUCCAUCCUUCCCCACAAGGAGAAGCCAUUGAAGUGGCUUGGGUAUAAUUUACAAAUACCAAAAAUGGCUCCUAAUUUUGACAAUAACCAGUCAUUGUUUAACUUCGUGGUUCGAGAUGGGAAUGGCGUAAAGGGCAUGGUGGACUUGGGUCUAUCAUAUGUGCCCCAAGCUUACAUACAACCAGCAGAGGAGCGAAUAGACAAGCCAAGAGCAAGGACUCACGCUGAGCCACCAAUUGACUUGUCCAAGUUGGAUGGCUCGGACCAUGACCAAGUGGUUAACCAAAUCAUACGAGCCGCUGAGACUCUUGGGUUCUUCCAAGUGGUCAACCAUGGGGUACCUGUUGAGCUGCUGGAGUCACUUAAAACUGCAGCUCAUAAUUUUUUUGCGCUGCCGCCGGAGAAGAAGGCUGUUUAUCGGAAAGGGGUGAGUCCUAGCCCGUUAGUCAAGUACGGUACGAGCUUUGUGCCGGAGAAAGAGAAUGCAUUGGAGUGGAAGGAUUAUGUUUGUAUGGGUUAUACUAAUGAUGAUGAUGCUCUUCAGUUUUGGCCCAAGGAAUGCAGUGAAGUGGCACUAGAGUAUCUUAAAAGAUCAAGUAAAAUGGUGAAGAAACUAAUAGAAAUUCUGAUCGGGGAAGUGACAAAUGAAUCCAAAAUAGAAGAGCUGAUGACUGUGAAAAUGGUUAACAUGAACUUCUAUCCAACAUGCCCCAAUCCUGAUGCUACUGUGGGUGUGGGACGUCAUUCGGACAUAGGCAUCUUAACUGUGUUAUUUCAAGAUGGUAUUGGAGGUUUGUAUGUGAAAGUUGAAGAAGGAAACAAUAAGGAAGAAUGGGUUGAAAUCCCACCUAUUGCAGGAUCUUUGGUCAUCAAUGUAGGAGACACUUUACAGAUACUAAGCAAUGGAAGGUAUAGAAGUGCUGAACAUAGAGUACGUACCACAAGUAGCCAAGCAAGAGUUUCUGUACCAAUAUUUAUAAUUCCAAAAUCAACAGAGAAGAUUGCGCCGCUUCCUGAAGCAGUGGAGAGAGAUGGCGUCGCUUACUAUCGAGAGUUUUUAUAUCAAGAUUAUAGGAACAAUUUUUUCGGAAACAAACACGAGGGAAAGAAGUCUCUUGAUUUUGCAAAGAUUUGAAGCCAAUCUAUGCUCAUGCAAGAAUCUCUAACGUUUUAUCUUUAUCUAUAUAUGUACAAUAUUUACAACUC